Molecule: messenger RNA, 911 nt
Organism: Colletotrichum scovillei
Lineage: Eukaryota; Fungi; Ascomycota; Sordariomycetes; Glomerellales; Glomerellaceae
Exons: 3
Coding region: 483-911 (142 amino acids)
Source: RefSeq, a predicted model, not a curated record
GACUGCCUCGGUGCUUGGUACUGGAGACCAACCCUAAAUGCUUCCUUUCAAGGAGUCACAAGAUAUGUCACAAUGAAGCAGUUUGGCAAGAUAGAACCUAGUCUUACUGGGGAAGGUAAUCGAUUGAUCAUUUCCUCUCAUGAACUUGAGCCAGUUCACAAUACUUACACUCUUCUCCAGAGAAACCCGAUUCCAGAGCCUCAAAAAUCGGUCUCGGUCACUACCGAAAACCUUAUUCUUGGAAUCCAUCGUCAGAUUCGACCAGUGCCAUCCUUGCUCGUCAAUUGACUGGAUGAACGGGAGGGCCGGCCGGUGGAGAUCUUCUUCCCGGCUUGCAUGAACGAAAAUAAACACUGGAAAUACGAGCCCUUCUCUGUAGAUCAAUGGAGGCUUUGAGGCUUGGAGAGGACCAAGACCGCCAAGUAUCCCCCCAUCCCCGUAUAAAUCGUAUAUUAAUAUAGCAAAAGAGUUCCACAACAACAAUGACGACCCCAGUCCACCAACAACCCUUCACCAAGUACCUACCCACGACACCAGAAAUGCAGUUCACAACCCUCACCGCCGCCCUCGCAGCCCUCACUGCCACCGCGACCGCGACGCCAAUCAUGGGCACCAUCAAAAUGUUCUACGACGCCGCCUCCGAUUGCACGGGAAACCCGCUGCAGAUGGAGACGGGCACGCUGCGCGGACAGGCCAUGGCGAUCCCGCCCGAUUAUGUCGGCGCGUGCCACCGGAUCCCGGUUGGGAUUGAUAACUCUACGUAUAAGAAGUUUUCGGCGAGCGGUCUUACGCCUGUUUUUAGCUUCGAGUUAUACACGGAUGCCGAGUGUCAGAACCUGGCGACGAAUGUGUCGAAUGUUUGCGUGCCAGAUGUUCAUUCUUACAUUGGUCGUCGCUUGGAUGGCAACUGA